UAAGGUGCCAGUUUGAUGGUCGUAUUAGAUACAUUACUAACGUUGAAAACUGCGCAUGAUCGAGUUAGAGUUCUUCCUGACGUCACUGAUUGGCAAAAGUUAAAUUUCGGAAGCAGUGAUCUAUGCGUUCAACUAAUUGGUAUUCGAUAAAAUGUCUCAAGCUUAUAUUCAUGCAUGCGAAAGAGCAGAAUUGCUAGGAUUGCCAAUACCUACCGAAGAAGAAUGGAAAGAGACAGAAUGUGCAGAGGGUGAAAUUCGCCUUGACGAGGACGAUGAUGAACUCAUUCAGAAUUUGGAUAGCUCAGAUGAAGCUUCGCAACGAAUCAGUGGUGGAUUAGAUGAAUUAAAUAGUAUCCUUAAUGCAACACAGAAAAAAAUUAACAGAUUUAAGACUGUAUGUGGUAGUCUGGGUACUCUACUAAAAGUAAAGGUGGGAUCUCGAACGGAUAUCUCGUCUGAUGAAAAAAUCACUGAACGAAAUCACAACGAAACAACAAAUAUUCAUGAUGAAGCAACUACUAGUGAAAAAGAGUCGACAGAAGAAUUAUUGGAUGACAGAAAAACCUUGGAUAAUGUAAAACCUGUUCCAUCGACGCCAAAAAAGGUAGACAUUAAUGAAAAGAUGGGAUCUCAUUUGGAUAAAUUAGAUUCACUUAUUACGAAAGCAGAAAAUGCUCAAUACUCUAUGCAACAUCAGGCAAAGCAAAUGAAAAAAAUCCUAAAGUAAUUUAUUCUAACAUUAUUAGACUAUUUCAACCAAAGUUAAAAUGCUACCUUUGAUGUGAUGCUAGUCAUGAAUGCUUGGUAUUAUAAAAUUCCAAUUGUGUUUACUUAGUAUGCAAACAUAUUAUACUAAAAUAUUUCUUAAACACAGGUAUGAGAAUCUUUAAUGAAAGUUUUAUAUUUUAAAAAGCUAAAUGUUUCAUUUGCUUGAUUGCUCGUUAUAUUUUGAUUGUAUAUCACUAUGUUGUGUAUAGUAUACACAGUCUUAAAGAAUAACACAAUAGUUUUUUUGAAAUCUUAAAAUAUAACUAUAAUCUUGAAAAAUUUAUAUAUAAGCAAGAGACACAAUAAUAAUAAAUGUACUACCACGCGAUUAAUAACA
Hylaeus volcanicus is the source of this 1105-nucleotide messenger RNA. RefSeq lists its product as uncharacterized. Lineage: Eukaryota; Metazoa; Arthropoda; Insecta; Hymenoptera; Colletidae. The coding region runs from base 152 to 727 and encodes 191 amino acids. The record is from RefSeq and is a predicted model, not a curated record. The transcript is spliced from 3 exons.